Messenger RNA from Halichondria panicea, 841 nucleotides. Its product is annotated as NADH dehydrogenase [ubiquinone] 1 alpha subcomplex assembly factor 3-like. The record is from RefSeq and is a predicted model, not a curated record. Gene Ontology annotation, biological process: mitochondrial respiratory chain complex I assembly. Lineage: Eukaryota; Metazoa; Porifera; Demospongiae; Suberitida; Halichondriidae. Gene Ontology annotation, cellular component: mitochondrial inner membrane. The coding region runs from base 98 to 622 and encodes 174 amino acids. The transcript has 5 exons.
AGUCGGUAAAGGGUCAACACUCGGCCUUCUGACUUCUGGCUUUUGAAAACAAUGAAUUUAACUCAUGAUCUUUACCACUAACACCGCUUGAGAAGAUAUGCUGUUCCUUGUCAGAACUCUCUGCAGAACAUGCCAGAAGUUCUAUGGCAACUGUGUAGGGUUGCUGAAACAGUCAAGUGUGCAGUAUCGGUGGAACAGUGAGAGUGUGAGUGAAGAGCUGUUUAUUCCGACCACCUUCAACAAGUUGGAGGCCUCGGACAGUGCUCCCAUGGUGAACGGCUACACCACUCAAGGUUUCAUCGUCAACGGCAACACUGUGUACGGAUCAGUAGCUCUACUGCCCAGGGGAAUAUUGAAUUGGAAGGUGACUUCUUGGGAAGACUUAGUUGUGGAACAAUUUGCAUUAUUCUAUUUACUUCAUCCAAAGAUAGAUAUUGUAGUCCUGGGUACUGGGUCUAAAGUGCAACGAGUGAACCUUGAACUUCUUUAUGGCCUUAAGAAGAAAGGACUUAACAUAGAAGUACAAGACACGCCGAACGCUUGUGCUACAUUCAACUUCCUACUGAGUGAAGGGAGGCCAGCUGGAGCGGCUCUGAUACCACCCGAACAUAUAGCAACUUAAAAUUUAGUUCUUUGUAUGCCGGCAGUAAUCGUUAUUAACAGUUUAUUUUAGGGGAAUAUGCCCCCCCCCCUUGGAUUAGUUUGGUCCUUAUUCAAACAUUGUGUCAACAUUAACUGCAUACACAAUUAUUAGUCUUGUUCAAAGUAAAUGUCAAUAAUGCUAUCAAGGUCAUUGUCUGUGAGUUUGUUUGUAUAGCUAUAAUUAUUAAAUGUGAUAGGA